Molecule: messenger RNA, 11153 nt
Organism: Cinara cedri
Lineage: Eukaryota; Metazoa; Arthropoda; Insecta; Hemiptera; Aphididae
Source: the annotation of a GenBank genome assembly
AUGAUACAAAUGUAUAGAUUUCAAAACAAAAACGGUUGACGGAUGAUAUGUUACGUGUUCAAAAUGGAACAUUUAGUGUACAGGACGGUUUGAUGAAGUCUAUCGUAGAUUUAGGUACAUCAAAGCUAUUGUAUUAAAAUGAAUCGGUUGGUAUAUUCCAUUAUUAUAAUUCUGAUAUCGGUCGCAACGAGAACAACAGAUGGUAAGUAAUCGUGUAGUUUUAAAAUAUAAAUAUGUAUACAGUGAAAGUUCUGAAUAGCGGACACCCUCGGUUGCCGAAUUUUUGUUUGCUAUUGGGAGGUGUCCGUUUGAGGAGGUUUUUAAAUUAAGUCGCAUUUACUCAUUAAGUUCGAAAGUUUAAAAAUCACAAAAAAAUACAUACGAUUUAUUGGGAAUCAAGUGAAAUUAAAUUUUAUAGUAUAAGAAUAGCUAAUUUGUAAAAAUCUAUACAUAUUGAGUUUUUAUAACUUUUUUAUUCAUAUUAUAAAUUUGUAUUAUUCGGCCACUUUUUGAUCAAAAAUAGAUAUUAAAAUGAUUACAGAUCAGCUUCAAAGACUAUAAUUAGUUGAAAAUUAAAAAGAAAAAAAUCUGCACAUUUGUAUGGAUUUCUACAAAUGAGCUUUUCUUAUAGUAGUAAAAUGUCACCAAUUGAAAACAAGUUUUAGCUAAUAAGUUCAUACCCCGUCUUCUAUAAAAUUGUCAACAUUUGUUCAUCCCCCUUCCAAAACCUAACUCAAAUUACGUCUCUGGCGCCAACGUUGCACAAUGUUAUAAUGUUCUUAUCAUUAAUUUCGAUAAAAGUUAAAUGCACUUUAAUAUUACAGUAAAUAACAUAAAGUUGUCUCUGCUGAAUAUAAAUUUGUUACCUAUGUCGAACGUUUGUAAGACGAAAACAGCACGCGUGGGUCAGUACUUCUAACAGUAAAUACAGAAAAAAUGUCGCGAAGUAUUGUUUUUCAUCAAUUUUUAACACUACGAGUGUUAUUAAAUUUAUAAUUCUUAAUAUUAUUAGAAUACCUCUAUACAUUAUGCAAUAUAUUCUUUGUCAAAACUGUAUUUUGAGUUUUCAGGUUUUUAUGUCGUCAGACCACAUUUUAAUAUACUCGUAUAAUACCUAUCGUAUCGACAAUAUAGGCAAUUUACAGUUACAAUACUUCCUUGUACAUUUCAAAAUUAUUAAUAGAAACUAUUCGUAUCAGUGGCGGACCUUGCAACACCAAUACAAAAUUUCAACUCACCCAUCUGCCUAGCCCAACCAAAAAAUACCCGCACCCUAUCACAAAUUUAUUGGAAUUUAUUAAAUUUUAAUAAAAUUGGUCCAAUUUAUCGAAUUUCCGCAGUUUAAAAUUCUUUUUUAAUAACUUGUUUUUUAAAAACAUGAUCAUUUUUUUUUAUAUUUCCGAAUACCUACGAUCCACCCACACGGUUUUUUUGUGAAACACAUGAUUCAAAUACAUCUCCUUCGAGCCGCCACUGGUUCGUAUAAUAUUAUUGUUAUAUAAUUCACGUAUAAAGGAUUUCCUGGACCGUACCUUUGCUAUUACUUCGGGAGUGCUGCUUUAACCUGCAACGGUAGACCUGUACCCGUAUCGAAUUUACCGAGCGAGUGCACGUCCUUCAUAUACGACGGUAUAGAAAUCGAUAGACGAGUAGACACGAGCGGUCCUAAUAACGGACCGCCGCCACCGCAACCAAACGGAUCGCCCGACCAAUUCAGUAAGUAUAAAAUUCAUAAUUCAUAAUACAUCAUUAUACAAUGAUAUAUUAUGAUGCCCUAUAAAAAAAAAAAACAUCUAAAAGGGGCAUUUAAUAUGUGAAAUAAUUUUCUUGAAAAAUACGUGUAUCAAAAAAUAUUGCGUGUUUUCGCGUAUAAUGAGUGUUGAAAAUAAAAAUCUACAUUAAAAUUAUUAAUUUUCAUUAAUUCAAAGUUAUAAAAUGACGAGUUUUACCGAAACGCUUUAUGUCACUUUUCAUAAAACAAAUUGAAAUUAUUCCUUUUGCUCUUUUGGACAUAUUUAUUUGCUUUAUACAAAUAGUUAUCAAGAAAUACUACCGAAUUGACUUACAUCGUCUUUGAAAUUCAAUUUUAAAUUAUGAAAAGCAUAGAUAAUAGAAGAAAAUUAAAAGUUUUAAAACUUUUCAUUUCAAUGGCCUUGAAAGUUUUAGAAUUUCAUGAAUAGUUUUGAAAUAUUUCAACAUCAUAUCUCUGCAUACUAUAGCUAAUAUAUUUCGACAAACCCUCCUUGAAACGUUUGUUUCAAUCCGGAUUCGAAUUUAACAUUAAAAAACGCAUCUAUAUUUUUGUAAGGAAAAAGGCAAAACUAAUUUAAAAACUAUUUGCCCAUUGCGGAAAUAAAAUAAACAUAAUAAUUUAAUUCAAUGUCAGUUUAAAAACGAACGUCGUAUGUAAACAUUGCGUUAAAUUCAAUAUUAGAAGAAAAUAUUGUUGAAAAAUGAUUUUAAAAUAAAUGGCGUAGGAUAGAUAAAAUAUGGUAAAUGUCAUUCGUAUUUAUUCGUAUCAUUUGUGAACAUUAAAAUUGAUUUGUGGUACAACAUUCGUUAAAGUCGUAUAUCAAUGUAUUAAAAUACAAAUUAUUAGUACAUUUUAAUGGUUUAUCAUUGCUCACAGAUAUAGGUACAUUAAAUUUCUCCUUUACUUACUUUUCAACUUCUUACAUACAACAGUGGCCCACCCACCGUGCGAGGUAUGUCUGUAUCUUUUUCCUACAUAUUUUAUCAGUUUUUCCCAUUCGAUUUCCCCCCUACUACCUUUCCGAUUUCUCAUCUAUAACAGUGGCUGCACCAAUCUCCAUUAUCCUAGGACAACCUUUUAUUUUAACCUUGUCUUUUAAAAUUCAACUAAGCGUUGCUAUUGUUAGAAGGAUGAUGGAUACCAAAAUGUUUGGUUUGUGUUGGAUAUAAUGGAAUAUAAUUAUAAUUAUCAUGAAUAGCCACCUAAGCUGGCAUAAAUUUGAAUAUGGCCAAUAAGAACCGAUAAUAUUUAUCAAUUAGUAAAAGCUGUCCUAGGAUAAUGGGGACGGGUGUAGUCACUGUUAUAAGUGAAAAGUCGGGAAGGUAGUAGAGGGGAAAUUGAAUGUAUAUCUGUACGCGACGAUUAACUAUUGAUUACGAAAAAAACGAUUCUGAGCGGAGUUCGGUUGAUAGUGUUGCUUUAUCCACAAUAUAUAUGUUAUAUUGGGAAAAUUUGGGAAAAUAAUGGCAUGUGCAUUAUUUAUUUAUUUAUUUACACCUCAAAAUGGUAAAAGUACAGAUAAAUUUAUGCACAAAAAUAAUUACACGUGACUGGUUUAAAAAUUUAAGCGAAUUACAAAAUACAGAAUACAAAAAUACAAAUAAUAUGGAUCAAAUUGUUUGACGUAACAGAAAUGCUUGGAAACUUAACAAGAAGUUCAUUAUAAGUUUUUUUUGUAUACUCAAACCGUUAAUUUGUUUAAAUUUUUUACAGUGUUUUUAGAUGCUGUUCAGCAAUCUGAUAAAGAUCUAUUGUUAUGUUUUUAUCAUGCUGAAAAUGACAAAUGGAGAUACGAUAGCGAAAAAAUAACAAUGAGAGCUCAACAAGACGCAGCUUUUAUAAAGUGGUAUAUAGCACCUCGUCCUAAAAUUAAAGGAUUGAUUUUUAACGACAUAGAUUUUAUAGUAAGCUAAAAGGACACAAUUUAAUUAUUAAGAAUAAAAAACGUUAUAUUAUUUAUUUAUUCGUAUAGCGAUAAAGAACGUUAUUAGUUAUUACAGUUUAUUACUAGUUAUUAACAUUGAAAUACUUGUUUUUUUUUUUAGCAUUAAAAUUGGAUGAACAGUAGUGAGUGUGUAUUACUUCAGCUUAUUGGUUUGAAACGUCGUAAAAACGCCCGUAACCUCUUCCACUUAAAUGGAUGUCAAGCAAUAGAUUACUAGAAAAGUUUUCUAUCAUAAGCAACUAUAAUAACAAUAAGUAACUUUUUUUAAAAGAACGUAAUUAGUUGUUACUUUGAUUUUAGCUAAACGUUUAUUUUCCAUUAAAAAAUGUUACUUAUUGUUAUUGUAGUUGCAUAUGAUAGAAGAAUUUUCUAGUAAUCUAUUGCCCGGUACCCAUUUAAGGGGAAGGGUGUACGGCUGUUUUUAUGACGUUUCAAACCAAUAAGCUGGAUUAAUUUUAAUACUCCCUCACUAUUGUCAGCCCGGUUUUAAUGCUAAAAACAUUUAGGUAUUUCAAUUGUUUGAUUUCUUGUCUAUGUUUUGUAGAAGGAAAUUGUUCGUUUUUUUUUUAUUUAUUUAGUUUAGUUAAAGUACAAGAUGAGUUUACCUUUUUAAAAAAAAAUAAAUUCAUACUUAAAAGUAUCACACAGAAAUAAUUUUUUUUCCUGCAAAACAUAGAAAAGAAGUCUAUAUAUUUAUAUAUCUAUUAGAGCUGCUAAAAAUCAGUACAUUUAAACACCUACUAAUAAAACUGAAUUUGUUUUUUUUCCUCUUUUUCAGUCAUAUAAAGCAAAUUUCCCGUUAUUUGCUCAACAGUUUCAAUUAUACCUGCAUUAUAUGAGAACCGCUGCUAAGGAUUUCUUCAUCGGAAUCCCGGUACCCGCUCAUUUUUUGAUAGAUGAAUUUUCCAACCCACAAUCUAGUAAUCAAAACAAUUAAAAAUAAUAUACGAGUAUUCAAUUUUUUUUUUUAUAUAGGUACCAGAGAUUGAGUUAUUGGACUCAGAAUAAAUUUAUAGUAUAUUACGACCCCUGUUAUAGUGACGUAAUUAGGAAUAAUUUCUAAAAUCACGUUACUUUGACCCUGCCAGUAGAGAGGGAAAUAUAUAAGAAUCACAACAAAUUUAACUUUUUAGCACCGAAUAUCUUUACUGAUUAAAUUCAAUUAGCCAUUUGUAUUGAAAUCUUUGGCCCACAUUUUUCAAAUCUAUGGGAAAACUUUUAAAUUUGUUGAAGUUUAAUUUGGUAUACGUCAGAAUUAGAAAAAUUUACCUAAAUUUGAAAUAAUUAAUCUUUACAUUUCUACCGUGUACUGAUAUAGUGCUAUUAGUUAGUUAUUAAUUACGUAUUGUGUGUAGAUUAUAUGACGGUUUGAAACUGUUCAAUACGAAACUAUACAUAGGUAUACAAUUUUGCCUUAAUCAUAGAUCUAUAAAACAACUAUACGAGUAAAUCUGAUGUUUUGGCGGUUUUGCAUUCAUAUAUACCGAAAUGGAAAAAUGUAUUAACCCAUGACUUAUUUGUUUACGUCAUAAAUCAUGUGUGUAUGUAAUAAUUACCAUAUAGUCAUGGAAGCAUUUAAAACUCAGUUCACUAGAAAAAAGACGAUUAAUUAUUUUUGCUCAAUCUUCUACACGAUAAGGUUGACUCAUACCGGAUAUUUGAGUACAUAGAAGUUUACGUGUUCCAAGCGUCCCGUGAGUCAUUUCACCUUCCGAUCUAAUUUUUUAAUAAUAAUGAUCCCUUGGUCAAAGCUAUGCAUUCCGUAAAUGAUAAUAAUGUUGAUUUGGCCUUAAUAAUUUGGUUUUGUCGUGAUAAUUGUUAUAACGCUACGCUACGAAUCUAUUGGUUUCAUUAUGAAGUGUGUGUAUUUUGUUUAUUUUUGUUUUUGUGUCCGAACAACUUUUAUACCAAAAACUUGCUCCGAAGUAUAGACUAUAGCAUCUUUUCUGAGAGGAAAUUUUCCCUCGUUAGUGCACUGAGGAGGUCACUUUUUUAUUUUUCAAGGGGUUUUCAAAAUAAUUAGAAAAAACCUGAAUGAAAAUUACAGGCAAAACGGUAAAUAUUUACGGCACGUCACGGCGUUACCGUUUUCAUUGUUUUUAUUAUGUUAACACGAUAUUUUCUACCAGAUAUAUUGCUCCAAUCCAAAAACAACAAGAUAUCGAUUUUAUCCCUUUUAAUGUUUUUAAUAUUUCGUCACAAACAGAAAAAGUCGUUUUUCGAUAUCAAAAGUAUUUUUCGUAAUAACUGGGAAAAAUCAAAAAAUUAGAAUUAAUUAAUAUUCACGGCAAUGUAGCGUCCUGGUUUAAUAAUUUUAAUAUGUUCAACUUAUGUUUUCUACCAGAAAUAUUACUCCUAUCUAAAAAUGACAAGUGAUCGGUUAUGUUUCUUUUAACACAUAGCCACUGACAGACUAAGCCAUUAUUUGAUAUCUAAAGUAUUAUUUUUCAUAAUAAUUUGGAAAAACCAAAAAAGACGAAAUAUACGUUUCUUUUUAAAUUACGGCACAGGGAUUUCAUCAUUUUAAAUUUGUAUGGCUUAUUUUUUCUUCCAUAUGUAUUCUCCAAUAGAAAAAAAUCAAGAGAUCUUCGUUGAUGACCAACAAUGUCGGUUUACGAUUUCCCUUAUAGCUUUUUAUUUAAUUAUUGAGCAAAACCGAAAAAUACAUAGAAAAAACGACAAAAUUUACGAACAAUUAUUUUUUUAUUUUUUUUAAUGUAAUUCCAUUAUUAAAUAUUUGAAAAGACUUAAAAUAUUGACAGAAAAUGUAUGUUUAAUUUUUCUAGACAUGGUAAAAUUUUCAGAGCAUUUGAGCAAUUGUUGAGCUUUUCAGACACAUUUUAAUUUUGCGAGAGUUCUAUGUAAUUUUCAAUUCGUAGGUACUCUAUAGAUGAAUUGUUAGACUUAACAGAUAUGCUUGAAAAUUUGAUAGGAAGUUUAUUAUACGUAUUAAUGAGUGGUCAAAAAAAAAAAAAAAUUAGUUUAAUAUCAAAAUAUUGAUAUUAAAUUAUUAUAUUAACGUUUUUCUAUUUAUUUUUCGCGUAUUUCUUUCCCUUUAUUUUCAAAAUAUAAUAUAAAAUAUUUUCUAAAUGUUUUAGAAGUAUUUUGAAUAUAUAUUUGAGACGACAAAAAAUAUUUACAAAUCAUCAUUAAAAUAUUUUUAAAACAUAAAUCUGCUGUGUGGGUAAUGGUAAAUAAAAAUAAUAUUAGAUAAGUAAACACUUUACAAAAUGAUAUCUAUAUUUUUAUAUUUGUAUUUACGUCACAAUUAAAUAAUUCAAAAAUAUCAAACCAAUCUACUUUCCAAAUUAAAAAAGACAAAUUUAAAUUACAUUUUGAAAAAUGUUUGAUGGAAUUUCAAAUUUGGAAGAACUUAAUGUUUUGAAAAAAUGUUUCUUUCCUACUUUAGCUGCUUUAAAAACCGAACAAACGUUAUCAGCAACUUAAUAUUGUUUUAUUUUAUGACCAGUUCAACAAAAUAUGUUACCAUCAACAUACUACAAUUUAUAUGUUUUAUUUUGAAUUAUUUAUUAAUGUAUAUAUAUGUAUAUAUCUAUGAACAAACGUAUUAACUAGUUAAAUAGUUCACGUCGUGGUUGUUUUUACACUUUCUCAUAGUUCAGGACAUAAAUAAAUAUUCCACGGAUUCAUUCGAAACUGCUGCUGACGUCAUACCUUUUAUGGAACUGUAUCAAUAAUCGUACAGUUGACUGUGUUCACUAACUGUAUAUUUUUGGUUUCUGUUUUUUAUCUGGUUUUAACUUGUUAUAGUACAAUAGCUCACCUAAAUAAUUUUUAUUUUUAAAAUUUGAUUUAAUGUAGCGUUGAAAUUUGCUACGUUUGAUGCGGAUGUCGAUUUUUACAUGAUUACAUUUGCGAUAUUUAAUCCGUGUACGGCGAAAUUGGUAAAAGGAGGUGUUAUUCCAUACGAUAGUGACGACCCGGAAAUAAAAUAUACACUGGUAUAAUAUAUAAUUUUAAUAGUUUUAUUUAUUGUUAUUAUUAUUCAUAUGCGUAUAUAUAUAUAAAUAUUAGAUGAUUCUUAAAACUGAACUUUGAAAAUUUGUUAACUAUGCAACUUAAAUUGGUUCGGAUACUUAUAAAAAUGAUGUAUAAAAAGUUUUAGGAGAAUUGGACAAUAUUAACCACAAAAGCUACCAAAGGUUUGAAAAUGCAUAACUCAAUUUUUUUGGAAAACAACAAAGUUUUUUGUUUUUCAAGCAUAACACAAGUAAUAAUAACUGUAUUGAAAAAAGUAUAAGAACAUUUGUUUAAAAAAAAACAUUUUGUGUAUUUUCCAAUCGUAUGUACUUUAUCAUAAAACCAAUAUUUUUUGAAAAAAAUGACAUCGCUAAUUAAUAUUGUAAAUAAAUGUUAAAAAUGAAAUUUAUAAUUUUUUUAAUGUUUACAUUCAAAGGUUUAAUUUUUUUUUUAAUUAUUUAUCUAAUAUAGUACUUUUCUUGGAGUCGGGAAAUUUAUUGCGAUAGGAAAUAUUGUUUUUGAAUUUCAUCAUGGGUAAUGUUUGUAUUGUAUGCCUCUAUAAGUUAAGUCCUCCUUCAGCUAUAUUAUUGACUACAUUUAUGUUGGUGACAAAAGCAGUAGAUUUUUUAAAUUUUCAUCAUACGUCCCAUUUUGAUGGAUCAAUCGUAAGAAAGUCAGUACUUCUUUUAGAACGUUUAAAGAAUUGCUUUGAGUUCACAAAAAUAAAAUCUUCAAGGUCUUUAUUUAAUAUACAAUAGACUCAUACAAAUUUAAAAGAUAUCGGUUUAUACUAUCAUCUUCUGUAUCCAUCUUAAGAGCUGCCAUCAUUUUUAUUUUUAUAUCUACUGAUACAUGUGGAUCGAAAAUUGAUAUAGCAACUACCUCGGGUAUAGAUACCACAAAUGGCCACACAUUUGUUUAAUCGUGAUUUCAGAUAUGAUUUUAUCAAUAAACUGAUAUCUUAUUAAAUCUUUUUAACAAUUUAGAUCUUGAUAAGGUGUACUCGAAGGUGCAUCAAACCAGGCUUUUAUGUAUAAUCGAAUAAUGAAGACACAUACACUGGCAAUAGAUAUUUCUUUUUUCUGUUUUAAACGAAAUUGACUUCAGAAUAAAAAUAUUUUCAAACAGUAUAUAGCUUUUACCACUAUAGCAUGUUGGAUGGUUCCGGGUAGUUUAAAAAAAAAUUUCUCGAGAGGGCAUUCCCCCAAGAAAAAUAACCGUCAAUUCUAACAACUAUCUAUAAUCUUCCCUUGGAUGUUUGACUUGUAAAUAAUUAACUAUAAAAUUAAUUAAAUCAGAAUACACAUCACAGGUUCAAAUUUUUCAGUAUUUAGAUUUUCCCAAUAUUGUUUAAACCUUUUAAAUAUUGGUACAUCUGGACCAGAUGUCGUAUAUAAUUUUGUAUCAAAAACACUUUUUAAAAAUAACUCAUAGAUAUGUUCAAACUUUAGAUAACCAAAUACUGUUGAAAUGAUAAUCAUACGAAUAUUGUCUCGUUAUCAGUGUCCUGGUAUAUUUAACGUCAUUUUAUAUCAACAAAUAUUUUACCAAUGGUCUAAUGUUUAGUAUAUAUUAUUUUACAUUGUAAAUAAUAUUUAUUUUUUUUUUUUUUUUUUUGCAAGAUUUAUGCAAUAAUUAUUUUUAAAAUAUAAUUUUUUGGAUAGAUAUUAAGUUUACGACAGAAUAUUCAGGAAUAUAGAUUAUGUAAAAUAUUAUUCUAAAUAAAUUAUGUAUCAUCAUUUUUUUUAUAGAAUCAUUCUUUAAUAUACUAUACUUAAACUCUAAGAAAAACAUGCUAUUUUUUUAAAAAAAUAAACAUAGGCAACUUCAACUCUUUUGUAGCAUGGAUUAACUUUGUUCAAUAUUCACUUGAAACUUCUUGUACAUCGUUUUUUAAGUGUAUUCAAAUAAUGUAUUCUGUAAGAAAAGAAAAAAUUAUAAAUUUAUACCUUAUGGACUAGGACUACCUUAGUAAACAUACGAGUAUGAAUAAAUAAUGAAUAAUAUAUUGAUCAUACAAAUUUUAAAAAUACUAUGAUAUAAGUCGAAUUUUGUUUUUUUUUUUUUUAGAAAAAAUUAGAAGUAGCCCUGAAAAAUUCUGGAAUACCAAGUUCAAAAUUAUAUUUCAAAUUUCAAUUGUUCGGCAUUUCAAACAGGACGGGUGAUUUAACGUUUUACUCCGAAUGUUUCACGUCUUACGAACGGGUAACUAUGAAAUUUUUACGAUUUUGAAGCUCCCCUAUGAAAAAAUAAUUAUCGUUUUAGAGCUUAUAUUAAUUUCAAAUUUUAAUGUUAAAUGUGUGUGUGUAUUUUUAAUUAAUUGACAGACUACAGAAAUUUUUUUCUAGAGGAUUUCGGAUGACUGAUCUCCCCCUAAAAAACGACUUAUUAAAAUGAUCCGCAAUAUGUCCACUGUUGAAUUUAUCAAAAUUCUAUCAAAAGUCCAAUAAACAUAAAAUAUAACAUAAUAUAAUAUAUAUUAUGUGUAAUACUCAUACAGGUGAUUUUUUUUAUCACUAACGAGACAUUUUUUAGAAGGAUUUAGUAUUUAAAUUCUGUUUUUUUAAUCAUUUUUUAAUCGUUUCAUGUUUAUUUUAAACUAUUCUUUCUUUUUUUUACACCUACUUCAUAUUUCUUAAAUAAGUAUAUACUUUUGUUUUUCAAAUAGGAACCCCCUUUUUGAACACAGAUUUAAAUAGAGAAUAUUAUAUUAAAUUAUUUGUCUAGAAAUAUUAAAUGUAUUUUUUAUUUUUAUAGAUAUGUAAAUAUCCAGAUAAAACGAUAUCCUGGUGUGCUGAUAAUUCGGGUUCCUUGCGCAUAAAAGUAAUAUUAUAAUAUGUACAGAUAAGAUAUUUUAGCGUUUUUUAUUACCUCAUCACAAUAAUGAGAAAUCGUACACUUUUCUUAUGUACAGGGAAAUUUCGCAAGAAAUCUCGGAGCAGGAUUUGUGGCGGACAGUAUCGAUUUAAACGAUCCCGUUAACAGUUGCCACUGCAAAUCGCCGUAUUCGUCUUUUUACUAUUUAAUUGACGGUUUUAAAAAUCAACAAACGUAUCCGCCAUGUGCUUUGUUCGAUAGAACGUCAAUACCAUCAUAAUUUUAUUAAAUUGCCUAUUAAUCGCCAUCACACAUGGUGAAUUUAUACUAUAAAACCUUUAGAGUAAUAAAUUAUUUUACUUGAAUAGGUAUUCAUGUCUUCUCUCAGUCUUUUAUUGGUGUAAUAAAAAAACAAAAAAACAAAAUGUCGUAUCUAUAAACUUUAUUAUAGGUUAUACAUUUUGCAAAUACUUAAAAAUAAAUAAAUACCACAGCAAAAAUUAUUUAAACCAAAAUCUUCUUUUAUAUUCUUUAUAACCUAUACUAGUUGUCCGGUGUACAAUAACUACAACUUUGUGGUUUUUUUUUAAAUAUAAAAAAGAAAACGUAGUACAAAAUUAAGUACCUAUGAAAAAAUCGAACGUACUACCAGUAUGU